Dujonia railenensis is the source of this 855-nucleotide messenger RNA. Lineage: Eukaryota; Fungi; Ascomycota; Pichiomycetes; Serinales; Debaryomycetaceae. The record is from the annotation of a GenBank genome assembly.
AUGACUGUCGAUAACGCUGCCCCAGUUUCGUCCUGUAACAAGGACAUUGGCCCUUUACCAGCCCAAUUCCCACAAUUGAAUGAAAACGUUCUCGAAUUGUUUCUCCUCACUAACAAAUCUGGUGUUGUCACUGGAGGUGCUAGAGGUAUCGGAUUUGUAGUUUCUGAAGCAUACUGUCAAGCCGGUAUUCAAAAUUUGGCUAUUGUUGAUUACGCACCAAACCCUGCAGCUAUCAACUUAUUGACUGAAAAAUACCCAAAGACCAAAAUCACCUUCCACACUUGUGACGUUAGAAAGGCUGAACAAGUUGCUGCAGUUAUUAAGGCUAUCCAUGAAGAUUUCAAGCAAAUUGAUAUUUUCGUUGCCAACGCUGGAAUUGCCUGGACCGCAGGUGCCUUGAUCGAUCAACCAGAUGACGUCGAUUGGCUCAAUGUUAUGAAUGUUGAUCUUAACGGUGUUUACUAUUGUGCUAAGAACAUAGGUAGAAUCUUCAGAGAUCAAGGAUUUGGUUCAUUAGUUAUGACUGCUUCUAUGUCUGCUCACAUCGUCAAUGUGCCCAACUUCCAAGCCGCAUACAAUGCGGCCAAAGCCGGUGUUUUACACUUAGGUAAAUCACUUGCCGUUGAAUGGGCACCAUUCGCCAGAGUCAACACCAUUUCCCCAGGUUACAUGGCUACCGAAUUGUCUGAUUUCGUUCCAGAUGAACAAAAGAACAUCUGGUACGCCUUGACUCCAAAGGGAAGACAAGGUUUACCAAGAGAAUUAGCUGGUGCUUACUUGUACUUAGCUUCUGAUGCAGCUACCUACGUUACCGGUGCCGACUUAAAGGUUGACGGUGGUUACUGUUGCAAAUAG